Molecule: messenger RNA, 1108 nt
Organism: Daldinia loculata
Lineage: Eukaryota; Fungi; Ascomycota; Sordariomycetes; Xylariales; Hypoxylaceae
Exons: 3
Coding region: 292-942 (216 amino acids)
Biological process (GO): nucleolar large rRNA transcription by RNA polymerase I
Cellular component (GO): RNA polymerase I upstream activating factor complex
Molecular function (GO): RNA polymerase I cis-regulatory region sequence-specific DNA binding
Source: RefSeq, a predicted model, not a curated record
UAUAGGUAGGUACAAUUCUAAGACAACUUUAAGUAAAGUCCGCUUCUAGAAAUUACACUAUUUCGCCUCGUGACUUCAUUGUGAUCACCGACCACCCUUACAUACAUAGUAGCGUUUUGAUACAAGUGGAUAGAUACAAGUGGAUAUUCGACUUAAGUUAUGAUGAAGGCAAAUGAGAAUACAACCCACAAAGCUACACUACUAUCGUCUAGCGCUGUUUAGAAGUUUCACAGACUACCAAGUACCUAGCGCUUCAAGUCGAGCUUCACAAUCGACGGGCUAUAUGUGAAGAUGACAUCUAAAAGAGCCAAAGAGAGACGCUUCGUAGCGCCUCCGGAAGUGGACAAUGUUACAGAGGCCGGAGCCGGAGCCGAAGCUAAUAUCCUAGACGAUCGUAGGUGGAAGCGCAGGAGAAGAAAUGCCAAUGUCUACGACGCGGUAGCAGGUCGAGUCACCACGACUCUCCCUUUAGAUGAUGGAUCCGAGUCCGAGAUACCCUCUCAUCACUCUCGGACUUCGCGAGACCACCGUCGCGAUCCUACACUCGCGCCAGAAGAAGUCCUAUUUCGCCGUAUCCGUGCACCCGUGCGCUAUGCCGAAAAGGACAUCUAUCACGCCCACGAGGAAUUGCGGGACGGUGGUAGAGGCACGCUACCCGAUAGUGAUAUGCUCAAAGCGGUCCAUAGCUACUCUAGCCACUUCUACGCAGCACUUGCUGCGGCCCGGGGUGAAACCGAUGCUCGAAACAUCGACGAGCAGAGCAUGGACGAGACAGCGCUCUUAGCUUUUGGCAUAUUACUCGAAGAGGCGAGCCGGAACACACUCGGUAAAACGGGAGACCUGGUAUUCACCGAGGGUGUGGCAGCAAGGCAAGACGGAGAACCGGGGAAUAAUGAUGAUGAUGAAACCCUGGGCUUUAAGGCGUCGAUAAUGGGGCGAUGACAGUUGAGAUCGCGGAGUAGUAAUCUUAAUGGCGCAAUAAGCUCAACGAGGCCUCUCAGCUCGAAAGCUACACUCGCCAAAUUGGAGUGGAAUAUUCAUGGGGGCUGACCGACGGCAUGUUCUCGGAGACUUUAGGUUGCAGCGACGCUUGACAGGCUAGAGCCAA